UGGAUCCAACAUUAAUCUCAAUUCCCAAAUCUGCCAAGUGUAUUGUAAGAGGUGCUGCGUUCUGCAAUAUUUUGUUUGCAUUGUCUUUUACUAUAUUUUCUUGCCUACUAAACGUUGCAUUCUUAUAAAUAUGGCUAACAUAGCCGCCAAGCGCAUUAAGCGAGAAUUUAAGGAGGUGAUGAACAGUGAAGAGGUGGCUGGGGGUUACAUCAAGCUGGCCCUAGUCGGUGAGAGCUGGACCGAACUCCAAGGCACCAUAGCUGGCCCGCCGGACACCCCGUACGAGGGUGGCACGUUCCAGUUGGAAAUCAAAGUGCCCGAGACGUAUCCCUUCAACCCACCCAAGAUCCGCUUCGUAACUAAGAUCUGGCAUCCAAACGUGUCAUCGGUGACGGGUGCUAUUUGUCUGGACAUCCUGAAGGACCAGUGGGCGGCGGCGCUCACAUUGCGCACAGUGUUGCUGUCGAUCCAAGCCCUGCUGUCCGCCGCUGAGGCCGGCGACCCACAAGACGCCGUGGUCGCCAAACAGUACCGUGAGAGCCAGCAUCUUUUCAUCCUAACAGCUCGGCAUUGGACGAACAUAUACGCGGGGGGGCCCACCGUCAUCUGGGAGUUCAACCAGAAAGUCCAGCGCCUGGUGGACAUGGGCGUCGACGCGCAUGAGGCGAGAGUGGCACUGUCGCACUACGAUUGGGAGCUCGAAAGAGCCACGGAGCAAAUUUUCAGUUAGACAUCCAAAUAUAAUUUACUUUAGUUGUACUUAUUAUCCGGUCCCGUAAGUUGUUUAAUUUCGACGGUCUUCUGCUCGUUUGCACUAACGGCGGACUAAGCGAUGCGUAAGUAAGUGACGCCUAAUCAAAGAUGAUUCCUAGGCAUACAUUUCACCAAUCGAUUUUCACUAUAUAACCUAACGUGUCUAUAGUUCUUGCCAAAAGGUGUUUUAUUUUCUGUUUGUAUUAUUAAUAUUAUAUUAGUAUUGAAUUUAUAUUAUUUCACCGCUCAAUCGGAUCGUAACGUUAGCUGGCGCCUAGCGUCUUUAGUCAUCAUCUAAGAUGACUAAGCGCUUAUUUAAGAAAAAUCUGGUUGAGGAAGUACUAAUACUCAUUUUCAUGUUCAGCGAACAAAUUUCAUUUCAUUUCAUACACUUCAAUCCAUACAUUACAUUUCAUACAUUUCAUGUCAUACAUUUUAUUUCAUUUCAUAAAUUUCAUUUCAUACAUUUCAUGUCAUACAUUUGAAUGUCAUAAAAGAGUUGGUGAAACUUUUAUUUCUGUACGCAUCACUAAAAUCAUCAGGCGUCCGAUUUAAGCGUAGCCUGGGUUUAGUGGAAACGACCAAAAGACUACUAUUGAUUAUUGAAACGCACUAAUCACAAAUGUGUGAGCUCACGCAUUUGACACAUACAUCACCGAAAUAAAUUUAGGCGAGAGGGCGUAUCAACGAUUGAAAUCUUUAUUUUUAAUUGAUUUUAUCAGCACAUGGUGAUUUUGUUUUCAGCCAGUAUAUUUGAAAACUUUGUAAAUGUAAAUUUCUAACUGAAUGGCAAUCGAUUUUUAAUAUUAUAUUUAAGUAUCGGUUCUGUAAUUGGUGUGACGUUAGUCCAAGCGAAAGAUAUGGGUGAGACUUUUUGCCUUUAGAAAAAAUGGGGUGACACAUUGAAUGAUUGUUUAAUUGUAUGUAACUCAUGAAACUUUGUCACCUUAACCGAUCAAUAUGAUACUCUGCGCACACGUUGCGAGGGGUAGAAAGUAGGUCAGAGGGUACAGUUAUUUUCAAAAAGUACUGUGCCCGAGGGAUGGAGAAAUAUUGUGUAGGUAGGGUAGGGUAGAUUUCAAUUUUCCUCAAGUACUAACGGUCCUUCGCGACUUCGUCGAAUGCUGUCGAGUUGUUUGGAACUUUUAAAUGGAAACAACUUUGUCUUACGCAGCGCACGCAGCGGAUUUCGAAUUUUCGAAUCGGACUAGUAGUUCCUGAGCGCAAACAAACAAACAAGCUCUUCAGCUUUAUAUAUUAUUAUAUGGAAAGAUUAACAUCAUGUUUCCAAACGUUCCUGUCAUAGCCUACUUUUUCUAAAACCUAUAAAGUCACUACAAACCCACAAGUCGGAAUUUUCUAUAUUUAUUUCGUACCUUAAUAUUUGUUCCUUAUAUAAACUACAUUAAAUCUUAUUGAUAAAGAA
Molecule: messenger RNA, 2179 nt
Organism: Pararge aegeria (speckled wood butterfly)
Lineage: Eukaryota; Metazoa; Arthropoda; Insecta; Lepidoptera; Nymphalidae
Gene: Ubc4
Product: ubiquitin-conjugating enzyme E2-22 kDa
Exons: 3
Coding region: 131-730 (199 amino acids)
Molecular function (GO): protein binding
Source: RefSeq, a predicted model, not a curated record